Molecule: messenger RNA, 689 nt
Organism: Zingiber officinale
Lineage: Eukaryota; Viridiplantae; Streptophyta; Magnoliopsida; Zingiberales; Zingiberaceae
Product: ribonuclease J-like
Exons: 3
Coding region: 24-689 (221 amino acids)
Source: RefSeq, a predicted model, not a curated record
CAGAUGAUAUCAUUGUUGUCAGCAUGGAGAUUUUUCGGCCUGAAUAUGUGAAUGGUUCAUCACAACCAAGUUUGAAAGACAAGAUAAGAAUCACAACACGUUGUUUAUGGUUAGAUAAAGGAAAACUUCUGGAUGCUCUUUAUAAAGCUGCACAUGAUGCACCAUCAAGCUGUCCUGUGAAUCGCCCACUGACACACAUGGAACGGCUUGUAUCUGAAGUCCUGAGGAAGAUUGUAAGAAAAUACAGCAGCAAAAGGCUCGAAGUCAUUGCAAUUGCAAUUGAGAACACUGCUGGAGUCCUAACUGAAGAAUUUCAGAAGAAGUUAUCUGGAAAGUCUCAUGGAGGUUUUGGAUCAUUUGCUCAUUCAUAUGGGCCACAUGUGAUUAAGCAGUCAAGCACACUCUCAGAUGAAGAUACUAUUUCGAUUCCAUCUAGCAGGGAGUUUGAUGAAGAUAGUGAUUCUACCAUGACAAAGGACAACCUUGUUGCAGAGUCUUCUGGAGAGGAGGAUUUGGAUGUCGACCAGCCACUAGCUGAGGUUGAAACUACAUUUUCCAACUUCGAAUCUGCUUACAGAUCCUCAGAAAUGGAGAUUGAUGAACUUGUCAAAGUCUCAUCACCUGUCGAAGUGACAAAAGAAAAUAGGAAUGCCUUGGAAGAAAAUCUGGAUCAGCGAAGAGUCAUUUAG